Molecule: messenger RNA, 3943 nt
Organism: Stegostoma tigrinum
Lineage: Eukaryota; Metazoa; Chordata; Chondrichthyes; Orectolobiformes; Stegostomatidae
Gene: sh3d19
Product: SH3 domain containing 19
Exons: 21
Coding region: 131-3406 (1091 amino acids)
Biological process (GO): protein transport to vacuole involved in ubiquitin-dependent protein catabolic process via the multivesicular body sorting pathway
Cellular component (GO): ESCRT-0 complex
Molecular function (GO): protein binding
Source: RefSeq, a predicted model, not a curated record
CUUCCUUCGGUGUGGUGUUGAGGUGGUGGUUGUAGCUGCUGACUAGACUGGAAGCUGCGCGCUCUCUGUCUCUCAGUAAUUGUGUUGUGUUGGCAGCGCUACCUCUGCUCUGCACACUAAUAUAUUCCGUAUGAUGAUGGCGGAAGCCUGGUUUGAGGAGGAAGAGGAGGAGGUGCGAGGGGCGAUCGACAGGGACCCCAGCUCCAGACACAACUCCGCGGCUGCUGCUGGGCGGCUGGGCAGCUCGUCGGCAGAUCGUUCUAAUAGAAAUAAGCCAGACCAACCAUCCCGCGGUUCAAGCCACGGACCAUUAUCGAGUAUAAGGGCAGUAAUCAAGAGAACAUCAAUUCGUGCAUCAUCUCAAAGUGAACUACGGAGAGAAAGAAGGCGCCCAGACAUUACAGUCAUAGCUGCAGAGCCCAUAGGACCAAAUCACUGGUAUCCUGGUUCACCAGGGAACUGUGCAAAUUCGGCUGGGCUUGGACUUCCAUAUCCUCGGACUCUCUGGAGAAUUGACGAACCUGUUGCAGCAGAACCUCCACCAUCCUACGACCAGGUGAUCAGAGAAAUUAACCAGCAGCCAGUUCCCACACCACCUCCCCAAAGGCAUUCAACAACCACAGCAUCAACACAGACUGAAUUUGACCAGGAUUCGGAGAAUAUUCAGACAAGGAACGCUGAUGCCGAUUUUGCACGUUUGCGAGGGGUCAGUUCUGCAACAGUUCAGAGACCAGUGAAACCCUCCAGGCCAGCUGCGUGUCUCAUUCCUAUUAAACCUGUGGAAAGUGAAGCACCUUUGAUCUCAUUAGAAAGUCAUUCCAGUAGGGAACAAAGUGUCCAAACAAACACGAAUGCUGUGGAACGACCAAUACCAAGGCCCAGGUCCUUAGGUAACUUCAAGAUACUUUGUGAAGAACUGAAAAGUGAGACUUCGGAGGGAGAAGGUAGAGAAAUUGAUGCUUUUCACAAGUUAACGAGCCAGAAUCCAUUUAUAGAAGAUAGUUUUGCCAAUCAAGACAGAAUGGGUGAUAACAGUGGACAAAGCUUCCUUGCAAGGAUCAAGGCAUUUGAAACACAAACAGAUUCUGAAAAUUCUGCUGGUAGCAUGCGGCCAUCAAAAAGACCAGAGGUUGCUCCACGGUCGUUCGGGCCAAAGCCAGCUGUAGGCUACUUGAAACCAAUAGUAGCUCCCAAACCUUCCAUGGCUGACAAGAAUUCAGGGAGAUCUGAUAAGGUGGCUGAAACAAAACCUGUGGCAGCAGAAAGGCAGGGGCCAAUCCUCCUUCCAAAGCCACAAAAAAUGACUGCAGCUGCUGCAAAGCCAGAAGCGCUCAAGAAACCAAAACCAAGCAAUGGAAGUAACAGUACUUUGGAUCCUGGCAAAGAUGCACUUUCAGCUGCUCUCAGUCCUCAGAGAGAAAGACCUACAGAUAAGAGGAAUCAAGUUCCUGUUCCAGCGCCAAGGCCUACCGUGGCAAAAAGGACCGUUUCCGAAAACCAUGAUGCACCUUCUAUAUCACCUAAAUCCCCUGCUUCUAGACCUUCAGUGUUGCCCAUAACAAAAGCUUCUGUGGUGCAGGUCGAAGAAUCUUCUCCCAGAAAACAUAUACCUUCUCCAGAUAUAAUCUCAAGCACAGAAGAUCUGAUCAGUUUUGAUGAUGAUGUUGUACCUACCAUUCCAACAGGAGAUAACGUGACCUCUCUAGUAACAGUAGAUCCUUUUCAGACAUUACCUAGAGGUAUGACAGCAUGCACAGUUACUACAUCAAGUCGGCCUCCGUUAUUACGUAAACCUACAGUAAUUCGUAUACCAAACAAAUCAGCAUCUUCAGAAGAUGUUGAAAGUCCUCCCCCUCUCCCUGUGGAAACGCCUGUUGGAAAUUUCAUUGCACAGAAGCCAAGCUUUAUGUCUAAGGCUCCAAUUGAAAAUCUUUGUGAAGUACCAGGACCAGUUGCUAAUCAGCCUUUGACAGCUACAGGCAAAAUCCGUCCUGCACGUCCUCCCCCAGCUAAAGUUGGUCCAGCUCGACCUCCUCCACCAAAGAUUCCAUCUGCACCAAACCAACUUCAUCGCUCUUCAUCUGAAGUGGGAAUCAACAGCACUGCAGGAAAAAGCAGCCCACGUGGCCUAAGCAAGAUUAGUCCAAAAGGACCGAUGCCCCAGAAAAAACGACCUGCACUUCCACCUCGACCAGCUCCUGGACACCCACUCUACAAUAAAUAUAUGCUGCCUGUCCCUCAUGGGAUUGCUGAAUGCGAUGUCAGCUCCACAGUCCCAGGGGAACUGUCAUUCCAGCAAGGUGAAGUGCUGAUUCUCAAACAAUGCACUAACCGAUCCUUCCAGUGCCAAAAAGGGUUUGAUACUGGCAAAGUUCCUUCAUCCUGUUUAAAGAUAAUCACUCCAAUGGAUGAAGAGGAAGUGAAACAAACUGGCAAGAAAUCAUUCACUUCUGAAGAGCAGCUUGGAGAAAACAGUGUUCCCCAUGCUAUAGUGUUGCAUGACUUCACAGCAGAUCAAAAUGAUGAAUUGAAUCUAAAGUCAGGAGAUACCGUGUUCUUGGUAGAGAGACUGGACAAAGAUUGGUAUAGUGGGAAAUGCAAGGGACAUACUGGGAUUUUUCCUGCAAACUUCGUCAAAGUUAUUGUUGACCUUCCGAAAGGUGAGUCUCAGGAGAGCAGUAUGAAAAAUGUUGCAUGUACCUCCGCUUCACUUCUCAGGGGGCCUCGAUGUGUGGCUCGAUUCGACUAUGAAGGAGACCAGGCUGAUGAACUCACUUUCUUUGAAGGGGAUGUCAUUGCACUGAAAGAGUACGUGAGUGAAGAAUGGGCUUCAGGACAACUGAAAGGCCGCUCUGGAACUUUCCCUUUAAAUUUUGUUGAGAUUAUUGAGGAUCUACCAAUUCCUGAGCAGCAGGCUGUACAGAAUUCACCUCUGUCUCCAGAUUCUAACAUAUUAGAAAGUGGCAAAGCAAUGGAGACCUCUUUAAACAGUCAGGUCGAACACUCGAACUCAAAGUGGUGUGAAGCACUUUAUGAUUUCAAAGCAGAAGCUCCUGACGAUUUGCCAUUUAAACGUGGGGAUCGGAUCCUUAUCACAGAGCAGUUGGACUCUGAAUGGUGCAGAGGGAAACUGAAUGGGCGUGAAGGCAUGUUCCCAACUGUGUUUGUGCAAAUCUGCCCAGACAAAAUAAACACCUUAAAACAACAGCCCUCACGGAAUAAAAGAGGAAAAGCCAAGGCACUGUUUGAUUUUACUGGGGAGAAUACAGAUGAACUUAAUUUAAAGGUUGGAGACAUAAUAACCAUAUUAGAAUCUAUAGAUGCCGAAUGGCUGAAAGGAGAACUACACGGGAAAGAGGGAAUAUUUCCAAGGAAGUUUGUUCAGAUUCUUCAAGACCAGUUAUGAACUGCCUUGUAUUUAGGUUGAGGAAGAGCAUAGAGCAUGGAGCAGAAUUGAACUUUAUCACUAUAUGUAACAAGGCACAUAAAAUACAUGGACUAUACAGAGCAUGACAGACUGAAGGAGACAUAGCCUCUGUUGGAAAACUAAUGAAUCAAAAUUCCAUUAUCUGUGAACUGAGACACACUGUAAAUAUCUGGGACCAGGAGCUGGGUCAGUGGUAAGAAUUCAUAUUUUCAUGAUUAAACAGAUUAUAAUUUUACUGUUAAACAUUUACAUGUCAGUGUUGAAAAACAGAUUCCAGUACUGAGUCAGGAACAAAGUCAAAAUGUUAAAACGACAAUUAAAAGAAAAUCCAUUGCCUGCAUAUAUUCGUACUGACAUCAGAAGGGCUGGUUUUCCCAUUCUUGCUGUCAUCCUUUAUCUUGCAUACUAAUUGCAAAAAACACUUUAAUGUAAUCUCAAUAAAUAAUUCAAAUUUGCACAUUACAUCUUUUGAUUGCAUUGUUUUUGAAGGCAACUUUUUUUAAUGAUCAGAGUUUC